Lactuca saligna is the source of this 309-nucleotide messenger RNA. The record is from the annotation of a GenBank genome assembly. Lineage: Eukaryota; Viridiplantae; Streptophyta; Magnoliopsida; Asterales; Asteraceae.
AUGUUAUACGGAAAGGUUUGUGGUGGUGCGGUGAGAAAAGGCAUCGAUCCCUCCAUUGUUGGCAUCCAAAAUCAGCUCACCAGAGUGCUAACCGUCAUCAAACCACCAGACUGUGGUGUAUUGGUUGUGAUCGUCGUCGAUGGGUGUGAUGCAAUAAUGGUAGUGAUUUCUGGCUCUAACGACAUGAUGGAUCUGACUAGGCUUCUCGACGUUUUACUGGCCUCACCGGUGUCUUCUGUCAUCGUCCUCAAGGUUGAUGAUGUGUGGUUGCGGAUUGCUUGUGGUCACACACCAGAUGGCACUAAAUGA